AGAGCACAUCUGCUGUGCGCGCUCUGAAAUGAAUCGAUAGAAUUGCAGUGGGGGUGCUCUUGCACAGCUGUAGCCAUUACCUACUACGUUUGGCCCGCAAAUAAUGUCUAAUUCCAAGCCAGUUAACUACUUAACAUUAAAAUGUCUACUGAAGAAUAUGGAUUCAGGUAUGAGACUCCAACUUUUCGUCAUGUUCCCUUCAAUCCAAUAUCUCGAAAAAUUAUUUCCGCUCCACGUCAAGUAUCUCACAAUAAAAUCUGAUCACAUAACAGUCAACCGGACUACAUUUCAGCUCAAAAUCUGUAACAAAUACAACAACUUUCACGGUGGUUACAAAUUCGACUUUGAUCAAUACGGACGACUAGAUCGCGGUGAAAUAGAGCAAGACCCAGAUGAAUCGAUAAUCGACGUAAGAGAUGGUUUUUUGUCAAAGAAGGGAAUUCCAGAAUGUGAAAUGGAAACCGCGAGGCUUGUGCAUAAUUUGACAUUGCAAAAGUCUCAACGCUAUUCGACAAGAAUUUGGGAAUCCCAUGGAACAAUCUUGAAGAAACUUUCUUACUAUGUUCCUGAAAACAAUUUCAUUCGAUUGAAGAUUGGAAAGCGAGUUGAAGUAUUGGAGUAUCAACGGAAGAUACAUGAAGCUAUGAAGUACCUCCUCGGAAGGCUAUUUGGGGGAAGAAGUUUGGAAGCGAACCAAUUCUCCAUUGGAUGUGACACAGUUCUUCGGGUUCCUUCAACAUUGAAGUUUCGAAUUGAAAACCUGUAUACUCCGAGUUUUAAAAUUGCUAACACAUUGGAUGUAGUUAAUCAAAUAGUUGACAACUCUAGUCUACCAUUAAGCUCACUGAAGUAUAGCUUUGAAAAUCACAUUUAUCAUCAUCCUCAUUCACUUGUUAGAACCGUAAAGAUGCUGAAACUCGAGGUCGAAAUGGUGCCUGAUUAUAUCUCAGGAAUUGUAAGCAACCUACAAAUGGUGGACGAGAAAAGAGCUCACAUAGUAUUUCUGGGUGAUUGCACAAGCAGCAACUUCUUGAAAAUUCUGGCUCACUGGAUUUUGGAGUUUCAUAGAGACAUUGGAACCUAUCACACUUACCAAUUGAGUGAAGCCGUCGUUGAUGAAGUGAUGAUAUUUGUUAGAACAAAUUACGGAGUCAUGAUUGAAGCUGGACUCCCACAAACCACCGACCAGAUAACUCUCAAUAUAAACGACACUUCGAGCCUUGUCAUCAGCAAGUUUCAACAAAAGGAAAAAUGGAUUUUUGGACUAAAAAUGGAGCAUUGAGUACAUGUUUAAUCUAAUUGAUGGGAUUUUUUAACCUUUUUUGUGUGGAAAUUUUAAUUUUUCAAAUAUUUAAAUAAAAACAAUGGAAAACUGUA
Caenorhabditis elegans is the source of this 1377-nucleotide messenger RNA. RefSeq names its product FBA_2 domain-containing protein (gene fbxc-18). The coding region runs from base 104 to 1282 and encodes 392 amino acids. The transcript is spliced from 3 exons. Lineage: Eukaryota; Metazoa; Nematoda; Chromadorea; Rhabditida; Rhabditidae. The record is from RefSeq and is marked reviewed.